This is a messenger RNA of Schistosoma turkestanicum, 352 nucleotides long. NCBI's taxonomy places the organism in Eukaryota, Metazoa, Platyhelminthes, Trematoda, Strigeidida, Schistosomatidae. The record is from the annotation of a GenBank genome assembly.
UUAUUCACUAUUUCGUAUUAUGGUUGGUGAUAUUGAUUUUCCAUCAAUUCUACAUGCACAUCCUGUUCUGGGACCGAUAUUUUUUGUCACGUUUGUUUUCUUUGUAUUUUUUGUUUUAUUAAAUAUGUUUCUUGCUAUUGUUGAUGAAUCUUAUAAAGCAACGAAAGCUGAAUUAAUUCAACAGAAAAAUGAUAUUACAUUGGGGCAUAUACUUAAAAAAAAAGCGAAAGAUUUAGCUAAACGAGUUCAAAAGAAACGAUCGAAAUCAAUUGUUCGUAUAUUACGUGAAUAUGGAUUGAUGGGUAUAGAAAAAUUGUCGUAUGAAGAUUAUCGUAAAGUAUUGAAAAGGUAA